Molecule: messenger RNA, 1119 nt
Organism: Talaromyces marneffei
Lineage: Eukaryota; Fungi; Ascomycota; Eurotiomycetes; Eurotiales; Trichocomaceae
Exons: 4
Coding region: 1-1119 (372 amino acids)
Source: RefSeq, a predicted model, not a curated record
AUGGAGCGGGAUCAGAGACAAAAAAGAGACGACUUCAGUUCACGUAUACUAAGUCGUGUGGGUUCUGUUUUCCGUCGAGCCUCGCGCCGGACAAAGUCGACCGUUUCAGCGCAUCAAAUUGAAGAACCAAGCAGACCAGAAGCCACAUCUACACCUGCGUCUGCAGCUGCUGGUAAUAUUACUACUCCUAUUAGUACUACUAUUAUUAGUACUUCUAUUCCUGACGCUCCACAACCAUCCCAAACAAGUACCGCUGCUGGCAUUACCGCCCCGACACGGGACACUACGCAGGUCACACUAUGGAGCGAUAUUCAGCAGGAGAGAGCCCGAGCUUUGUUCGUCAAGUACGGUCUUACUUUGGAACCGCAGGAAUGGAUGUCAUCGCGCAAUUAUGAAGUCAAGCGGGUCGAAAAACCGAUCAGAAUGAGGGUGCGUCGCACCUGCCAUCGUUGUCAGACAACCUUUGGGUCGGACAAGGUGUGCUCCAAUUGUCAACAUGUCCGUUGCAAAACGUGCCCUCGCUAUCCCCCAGCUCGCACAAAGGAAGAAAAAGAAGCCCGUGCUCUGGCAAAAGCCAAAGGCAAGCAACAAGAAAGGCCUUCAGAUCGUGCUGCUGUCGUUGCUCCCAUCGAACCCUCAGACGACACGGAGGAGAUAGAGUAUACGCCUCUCACUAUGGAGUCUCGAACCGGUGGCCAAGAUGUAAUAUACAAGGACAUCAAACAACGAGUUCGUCGAACAUGUCAUCAAUGUCAGACUUUGUUUCUAGGGGCCUCGACUGUAUGCGAGAGUUGUGGGCACAUCAGAUGCAAGCGUUGUCCUCGUGAACCUGCGAAACUGGACAAAUAUCCAGAUGGAUAUCCUGGCGACGCAGAACCCCUGCCUGAACGGCCAUUACGAGUUUGGAAGAAACCUCGAAUGAGAGUGCGCUACUUUUGUAUCAAAUGCGAUACAUGCUACAUACCCGGUGAAAAUAUUUGUGCUACCUGUGGAGAAGAGAAGGGACCAAACACACGACGAGACCCACCAAAGAAGAAAGAAAAGCCUCCUAUAGAUGAAGAACUUCUGAAACGAGUUCAAGAACGACUUCAAGAAUUUCGAAUUGCCGCAGACACAUGA